This is a messenger RNA of Saitoella complicata NRRL Y-17804, 336 nucleotides long. RefSeq names its product putative PHD finger-like domain protein 5A. The coding region runs from base 1 to 336 and encodes 111 amino acids. NCBI's taxonomy places the organism in Eukaryota, Fungi, Ascomycota, Saitoellomycetes, Saitoellales, Saitoellaceae. Gene Ontology annotation, cellular component: U2 snRNP; catalytic step 2 spliceosome; precatalytic spliceosome. The record is from RefSeq and is a predicted model, not a curated record. The transcript is spliced from 2 exons. Gene Ontology annotation, biological process: mRNA splicing, via spliceosome.
AUGUCCAAGCAUCAUCCCGAUCUCGUACUCUGCAGAAAACAGCCCGGCAUCUCCAUUGGCCGUCUUUGCGACAAAUGCGAUGGAAAAUGCCCGGUAUGUGACUCUUACGUGCGGCCGACGACGUUGGUGCGGAUAUGUGAUGAGUGUGCAUUUGGUAACUACGUUGGAAAGUGUGUUAUUUGCGGCGGACAAGGUAUCUCUGACGCUUAUUACUGUGCGGAAUGUACACGGUUAGAGAAGGACCGGGAUGGAUGUCCGAAGAUUAUCAACCUGGGAAGUUCGAGAACAGAUUUGUUCUACGAGAGGAGAAAGAAUAAGAAGCUUGGGAUGCAAUGA